Messenger RNA from Biomphalaria glabrata, 6367 nucleotides. RefSeq lists its product as uncharacterized. Gene Ontology annotation, molecular function: metalloendopeptidase activity; zinc ion binding. Gene Ontology annotation, biological process: proteolysis. The transcript is spliced from 27 exons. The coding region runs from base 3144 to 5630 and encodes 828 amino acids. NCBI's taxonomy places the organism in Eukaryota, Metazoa, Mollusca, Gastropoda, Planorbidae. The record is from RefSeq and is a predicted model, not a curated record.
UUAAGAUGGUGAAUAGAUCUUAUUCAAGAAAUGGAGUGCCAAUACAGAUUAUGGAAACCAUCUACAAGUAGUUAAUAUGAAGAGCAGGACUAGGAGACUUGAAACAAGGCAACAUAUGUGAUACCACAACCCUGCUUUUUUUUUCUGAUCUACUUUCUUGUCUAUUAUAUUGUUUUUUUAAAUAGUUCAAGAUGUUGAGUAUUGAUUCAACUUUUAGCUUGGGAGAUAAAUAGCCAAAGCUGUAAAUAGACAGGCCAGGUAAUUGAAACUAGAGGUAAACAUCAUGGGAAGUCCAAUUAUAAGGCAAGUAUUUUUCCUUUAUAUCUUAUUUAACAUAAUUAGUCAAACUAUGUAAUACUUAUAGGCUUAACUAUUGUUUCCAUAGAAACAACUUUUUUAAAAAUACCAUGAGAUAUUGUAUUUAAGAGAUAUUCUAGCUCAGUAUAUGAUGUUUCCAUAUAUCAUCAGCUUAACAAGCAACAUUCUCUGCUGCCAACAGUACCAAUUUGUCAACCAAGCAACAAAUAUUCCUUGGUAAUCUGCUAUCAGAUGGCAUUUUUAUGAAUUAAAGCUUUCAAGGCUUAAUGUUUUGGUCAAGUUUCAGAUUUGUUUAGCAUAAUCCUGUACUUAGUGAUGGGAACUAAACUAAAUUUUUUUAGUUAAACUAAAACUAAGUUUGAACUAAAAAAAAGUAAUUAAACUUUUAGUUAAUCACAAAUUGAAAAAAUUAGUUAAACUAAACUAAGAAACUUUAGUUAAACUUUUACUAACUAUUUUGACCUUUUUUAAGGACAAACAGUCAAAAAUGAAAAAAUAUAAACAACAACCAAUCUCUUUAGCAAAAUGUAAUAAACAUUUAUUUGUGCACAUGAAAAAAGAUUUAAAUGUCUUUAUGGGAUAGAUGUAGAUCUUAAUAGAAUCACUAGAUUAGACUAGAAUGAUACUAUUAUAGCAAGAAAUUAGAAGUAAUUGUCCAAGUUCUAAUAUAAGUUACCUUUUUAGAAGUAAUGAUAAAACUGCAUGUUGACUCGCUAACUAACUAUAGAUUCUAGAAUAUUAAUAAUAUCUUCUACAAACGAAAUGAUCAGAAAUAUAAUCUGGAUCUAGAAUUAGAUCUAGCUACUAGACCAAGAUCAAAAAAUUAAUAUUUUAAUCUAAAAAUAAUUUAAGAAAUACUAGUUACUACUACUACUACUACUAGAUCUAAUAAUAGAGUCUAGUAGAUAUCUUAGUAACUCUAGAUCUAUCUAGAGAUUUUAGAUUAUUAUAAUUAUGAUUAUAACAAGAUAUAGGUAUUUAGAUCUAUAAUAUACUAUAAUAUAAUACUAGAUCUAGAUCUAAUAGAUCUAGAUAGUAGAUAUAAGUAUAAUUAUAAUAGAAGUAGAUGUAGAUCUAGUCUAGAUUUAGUUAAUUUAGUAUUAGAUCUAGUAUAGUGACGGCUAUUAUUAGUAGGCCUAUCAUAGUCAUUAAUAUUAUAGAUCUAUCAUCUUUGCAUCUUAGGUCUUAGUAUAGAGUAUAGGCCUAAUAAGUAAUCUAGAAUUUUCUAGAUAUAUCUAGAUCUAAUCUAGACUCUAAUUCUAGAAUAGUGGAAUCUCUAAACUAAUACUACUAAUAGAUCUAUAUUAUUGACUUAUAAUUUUAAAUUUACAUUUAGAUCUAAGACUACUAAGAGUUAGACUCUACUUAAGACUAAGAGACUAAAAUAAUUAAAUAUAGACUAUUAUGACUAUAGAUCUAAUAGUAGUAAUAGACUAAUACUAAUAGGCUAGACGUCACUAGACUCUAACUUUAGAUCUAUCUAGUAAAAAGUUUUAAAAUAAAAAGAGUCGACAUUUCUUUUAGAUCUAUAGUAAAGCAAAAUUCUUUGCCUGCAGCUAUACAGGAACACACUGGUGUUUAAUAAAAAAGCAGCAAAAUGUAGAUCUAUAGAAGCAAGGAAUUAUCAGGAUUUAUCAAGCAGCGAAACUUGCUAGGAAUAUAAUGAGCACGUGUAUUUUUUUUUAAAAGGCGGGAAUAGCGGCCAUUAUAGGGUAAAGGUCAAAAGGCUUUCUAGUGACCUGUGCACCCUCUAGUUUAUUCUCCUCUCUAUCAUUCAUUAUAUAUAUUCUCUGAAUUACAUAUAGAUCUAUCUACAUAUUUAUUGGUAUGACCGUAUGUAUGUUAAAAAAGUUUGUAAACUUUGUAAUUAAACUUUUUAGUUUGUAACUAAAAAAAAUUAAUUAAACUAGGAUUUUAACUAAACUAUUUUUUUUUAAUUAAACUUUGGCCUUAACUAAUUUUUUUUAGUUAAACUAAAAGUUAGCAACUUUUUAGUUAACUUUUGCCCAUCACUACCUGUACUACAUAUUAAUAAAUGUUUGGUGUGUCUAGUUCAUCUCUCUCACUUUGAAGAUGGCUACACACUAUCAGCAGUGCACCCCUAUGAUAUACAAGUCUUCAUUGCCAAGUCACUCUGCCAAACAGUGUGUACACCUUUCUUGCAAUGGUAGUACUUUACUGUACUUCAAUCACUUCAGGAGUCUGGAUAUGUCAGCCCAAGGCCAAGGAGAUCAAGUUUGUGUCCAAGGUUACUUAGGUAAUUCUCUAAGAACAAUAGGUUUUUUUUUUUUAAAGACAGACACUACAUGUUGCUGAUCUGUGGGUUAGUGGCUCAAUCAUUGUGCACUGAUUCUCCACUGAUGCCUAGAUUUCCAUAAGUUUAUCUACAGAUCAAGGGACUAAAUGGUCUAUUAAACAUGAGGUCUAGGAAAAAGGAUGAACAUUUCAAGGCUGCAGGAGGAACAUUAAGCUUCUCUCUCACUGUGAAAAGAUUCUACCGAUCUACAAAUGAUCAACAUGUUUUAUCUUAAGUUCAUCUGCCAUUUCUUCAAAUGGAGCCAUAGUCAGAAUAAGGUUCAAAUGUAUCAGUUGUUUUUGUUGACAGAUAUCAAGUUGACUUUAAAGACUGUCAUUUUAAUCAUACUGCCAUGUAAGAUCUUGAAAUUUGUUGAGCCAUGGAUUGGGCAAUCAUAAAUCUAUAAAGAUCUCUUCACUUAUAAUCUUGUUCUACUGAAAGUGCCUACACAAUCACAAAGGAUGAAUUCAAGGCUUACAAGAGUUUAGCAGCUUACAACCAGUUCCUAGAUGGUUGGGUUCAAGAUAUUAUGGCUUUUAAACCACUAGCAAAGGUUCUUCACUCUCAGUGGUUAGCAGAAAAGGUACUGCAGCCCUGGAUAAGUCGAGAUGGUAUUAUUCUAUCAGCCCACUGUUCUUGUACAGUUGGACUUGGAGAGUCCUGCACUCAUGUGGCAGCCACUUUAUUUAUGCUGGAAGCCAACACCAGACUAAAAGAGAUUAUGCUUCAAUAUGAGGCGAGUGAAGUCACUGGAGAUCAAAUGCCUGAUCAGGUCAAUGUAACUUUUAGCACAGAAACAAAAUCUCUAACCAAACUUAAUCUCAGACGCUCGCGGCAUUUUAACCUCGAUAUUCCUUUGUAUAGUUUGGACACCGACCAGGAAGGAAUUUUCCAUAGACACAAAGUGAAAACCAGACCCAAAAAGGAUCUAGGUUUUUACCAAGAUAUUACAAACAAGGCUGUUUUUCGCAUCCAAAGGUCUUCAGAGAAAUCGGCGUACAAGAAAUCUAAAUUUAAUUUGAAAGGGGAAUUUCUUUUGAACACCUCCAAAUGUCUCUUCGACUCAGAGAAAAGGACCUUAAAAAAGCCUUGGAGAAAUAUGCCCCCCAAACCGAUGUCGCAUUCUAGAUGGACUGCAUCUCCUAGACCACUUUUCAAUACAACAUUCGACCAAUAUGUUUAUACUUUAGAAAUACUGAAAACCACAACGUUUGAUUUGUUUGACCGCGUAAGAAUACAUCCGCCAAAAGAAAAAACUGUAAGAAUGAAUGCCAUCAACAUUAGAGACAUGCAUAUGAGAAGCACAGGUCGUAAAUCUAACCAGUCAAAACUGAGUUCAGUCCCGCAAAGCAGACGUCGCCGGAACUCAGUGCAGGACUACUACGUAGACGUGGUGGCGAUGAUAGACUACAAACGCUACUCCAUGUUCUUAGCACAAGCGAACUACAAUAACUUCACGGCAAUGCAGAAUAUUCUAGAGUACUAUGCUUUCGUAUUUAGUGGGGCCGAUAUGCUGUAUGAAGGCAUCAAACAUCCAGAGUAUACGAUUCAUAUUCUUCUAAGUAAAGUAUACGUUCUUCAGACGGUCGCUUCUUCAAGUUUUAUAGACAGGGACGCUAGUGACGAUGAGAUCUAUGGAAACACAGCGUUACGUUAUCUACGAGCAUUUAUUAAAGGCGCUGGGCGGAGCAUCGUUGGCAUUUAUGAUCACGUGAUGUUGUUUACCGGUUAUGACCUCUUUACAUUGGACGGUAAUAAUAAUAAACAAGAUACCUUAGGGAUUGCUUAUAAUGACGAAAUGUGCCUAACAAACGGAGGAAGCUCUUCUGUGAUAGAAGACCGCAAAGGCUAUUCUACCUCUACUAUAGAUACGGUAGCACAUGAACUGGCUCAUGGCCUCUCAGCCCGUCACGACGGAGAUAACAAUCCCUGCAACCCUUCAGAGAGAUACAUUAUGGGUUCUCCUGAAUCGGUAAAAAAGCCUGGGAAUGAGUAUAAUCCAUGGCGGUUCUCUCCCUGCAGCGUCAGUUACUUUACCAGCUUUUUGAAGGAAACGUUGAAAUCCAGUCGAGGUUACACCUGUCUUGUCUACGCUGUCGAAGCAUCAGCAGACAUUCCAGAUGUAUCUGAUAAACUAUUGGGUCAGUUGGUCAAACCUGAUCAACAGUGUCAACAGUUUUAUGGAAAUAAUUCUUUCUAUUGCAGGGCUUCCGAACCUUUCUCUGAAAUCUGCCAGAAAAUGUAUUGUGCAGAUGUUUCAAGACAGGUUUGUAUACUUCAGAUAGCACUCAUCGGAACAUCAUGUGGCGAUGGAAAGAUCUGUAUAAAUGGACAAUGUGUCAGCGACCCGUACGCUCCUCAGCUUGAUGAAAACUGUGCAUUUGGAGACAGACCGGACAACUCUUGCUAUUGGUACAUCAAAGAAUUUAUAGGCAAAUGUUAUACUAGUAUUGACUAUCAAUCAUGUUGUGACUUAUGUAACAAUGUGUCUAGGCCCGUGAAAGGCUGUGAAUACGGAGACAGAAUCGUCGAUUGUACACAAGAUCACUGCUUGAAUUCUCAAGUGGAUUGCUGCGGCACGUGUAACUAUGGCACCCCCUUUACCCCAACGUACAGCACCAGAAGAAACACACCUAAAAGAUCCACGACAGUAAAUCCCCUUGUGCUAUUCACUUCAAUUAAAGGAUGUGAACCAGGGGAUCAAGACUUGAGACCAGAACUGUGCACUAACUUAAGCGUCUGCCUGAUACAGCCAGCACAGUGCUGUCACUACUGCUCAUUCUAUAUCACGUAUGCAACUACAAGUACCACGACUGUGACAGAGUGUGUACUAGGAGAACCAGAUUUAAGUCCAGAGCUGUGUACUAGCCCAAGUAUCUGCCAGACACAACCAUUGAUGUGCUGUGAAUAUUGUUCUUCUGCCAGCCGUCUCUCAUUAUACACUAUUUGGAUAGAGAUCUAUAUUAUUCUAUAUCGUUGUUUUUUGCAUUGCGUUCUAUUAUUAUAUGUCUAUUAGGUAGAUAAAGUACAAAUGUCUAUUAGGAAGACAAAUUACAAAUGUCUAUUAGGUAGCUAAAGUAGAAAUGACUAUUAGGUAGAUAAAGUACUUAGUAGCCCGAGUAGGUCUACUCCACUGAAAUCCCCUUGUUCGAUAUUUUACUAGAUUCUAGAUUAUAUAGAAUAUAUAAAUACUACAACAAGUUAGUUUUAGUUUUUGUCCCCACAACGAUAUAAUAAUAAUAAUAAUAAUCAUUAUUAUCCGUAAGGAAAUUUGUCUUACAAUUUGUGCAUUACACUAAACAAAAAACAUUAUAACUAUAAGAAACCAAAGUGUACAUUCACACCAGACUCACUCAUAAUUUACAUGUGACAAAGUUUAUACCAGAUUGUUCUUAUUUAAUGAUUUGAUUGCCAGGGGAACAAAAGAGUGUUUGUGUCUGUUUGUCUUUGCUAUCGGUGUCUUGUAUCUCUUUUGUGAUGGUAAAAUCACAAAGUCCUGACACAAAGGGUGAUUCUUUAUUUCGAGGAUCUUGUUAGCUUUUUUUAUAGAUGUUUGUCUCAAACAUAAUGAAGCAAUCAUUGGUGUACUAUGCAUGAAAUAAUUGUAGUUUUAUAGACCUCUAAUAAAACGUGGCUUUGAUAAUUAAGGUAAUUGAUAAUUUGCAUGCUUUUUGACGUCCUCUUCUAAUACUGGAUCUUAAGAUAAAUUGUGUUGCUAGUUUGUUUUUUUCAUUAAACGAUUUCAAGUUCUUU